ACUUCAUUCCUUGCACGAGCUGGAUUCCCUCCUCAGCCUUCAUUUCCUUCAUAACAAUACUAAGAAUAAACAAAUUUUCAAACAAAAAGAAUCCCAAAAUCCGAAGCAUUUUUGAUCAAUUCUUUCCCCUUUUGAGAUUGUAAUGUAAUCCAAAUCCGACUUCCCGAGGUGGACGACCGAUCGUAGUUCGACUUUGGUGUUAUUGAAUACAAAUUUCGUCUUCUUAUGUUCUCUCCGUCUCUGAUUCCUUUCUCUGAGUUGCGUUCUUCGAAUCUCACUCCAUUUUCUCUCUUAUUUGCUUCAUUGCAACGCCGCCCAUUUCUCUGAAUUUCCUAUUUCUUUGGAAUCAGUUCACUUCGAAGGGUUUUGUGAUGGGUUAAGCCAGUGGAUUGAUAAUUGGGAAGCAGGAAGGGAGGAGAUGAAAGGGGAGUCAUCUGGGCUGAUUAUUGGAAUUUCAAUAGGAGUUGUGAUUGGUGUUCUUUUGGCGAUUUCGACUCUCUUUUGCUUUAGGUACCAACGGAGACGUUCUCAGAUAGGAAAUAGCAGUUCCCGGAGGGCUACAACGAUUCCUAUUCGGAUCAAUGGUGCUGACUCUUGCACUAUUCUAUCAGACUCAACCUUAGCUCCAGAGUCACCUGUUAAAUCUGGCCACAAUGGCAUGUCACAAUGGCUUGAUGGAUUCAAGAAAAGUAAUGUGGUUGCAACUUCUGGAAUACUCGAGUAUUCGUACAGGGAUCUGCAAAAGGCUACGUCCAAUUUCACAACUGUAAUAGGACAAGGAGCGUUUGGUCCUGUUUAUAGAGCUCAAAUGGCAGGCGGUGAAACGGUUGCGGUUAAGGUGCUUGCAACUGAUUCCAAACAAGGGGAGAAAGAGUUCCAAACAGAGGUUAUGCUUCUCGGAAGGUUGCAUCAUAGAAACCUUGUAAAUUUGGUCGGUUACUGUGCUGAAAAAGCCCAACAUAUACUUGUAUAUGUGUACAUGAGCAAAGGAAGCGUGGCUUCUCACUUAUACGGCGGGAAGAAUGAACCAUUGAGCUGGGAUCUGCGGGUUCGUGUGGCAUUAGAUGUUGCACGGGGACUGGAAUAUCUUCACGAUGGUGCCGUUCCACCAGUAAUACAUCGGGAUAUCAAGUCUUCAAAUAUUUUGUUGGAUGAUUCCAUGAGGGCUAGGGUGGCCGAUUUCGGGCUUUCCAGAGAAGAGAUGGUCGAUAAACAUGUAUCCAAUAUUCGUGGAACUUUUGGGUACCUAGAUCCCGAAUAUAUAUCUACUAGAAAAUUCACAAAGAAAAGUGACGUUUACAGCUUUGGAGUAUUGCUUUUCGAGCUUAUAGCUGGCAGAACCCCACAACAAGGCCUUAUGGAGUAUGUUGAACUUGCAGCAAUGACUUCGGAUGGGAAAGUUGGGUGGGAAGAAAUUGUGGACGAUCGUUUAGAUGGAAACUUUAAUGUACAAGAGCUGAACGAAGUUUCAUCUCUUGCAUAUAGAUGUGUUAACCGUAGCCCUCGAAAACGGCCUUCCAUGAGAGAUAUCGUACAAGUGAUCUCACGGAUUAACAACUUUAGGCUCGAACAAAAGCAUCAUAGAAAAUCUCUGUCAGCCACGACAGAUGAUGUUUCUAUUGACAUUGACCACUCCGAGCACUUUAGAAAGGAUUCAAUGGACAGUGCUUCUGAUACCCAUGAAAUUUAGAGCAUAGCUUCCCUUUUUGGUUUUUCUCUUGAUUGUUUGUCUUGUGAUUCUAUUCUCUUUGACUGUGUAUGAUAGGUGAUUCUUCCAUUUUUCUUUAAUGACCUUGAAAUUUUGUACAUUACUCAGAAUAGAGAGCUUUGUAUAGUUUCAUCAUUGUAAUGACUCGAGAACUUUCCUUGUGUAGUUUGUGAAUGAAAACAUCAAAAUAUUGUUCGUUUUUGUCA
Messenger RNA from Cucurbita maxima (winter squash), 1914 nucleotides. RefSeq names its product calcium/calmodulin-regulated receptor-like kinase 1. The transcript has 8 exons. Bases 419 to 1690 code for a protein of 423 amino acids. The record is from RefSeq and is a predicted model, not a curated record. Gene Ontology annotation, molecular function: ATP binding; protein kinase activity. Lineage: Eukaryota; Viridiplantae; Streptophyta; Magnoliopsida; Cucurbitales; Cucurbitaceae. Gene Ontology annotation, biological process: protein phosphorylation.